AAAUCUCAGUAAUUCGGGCUGUUUGACGACACUAAGCUAAAAGGAGAAAUGGAACCUCCGCCUGAAAAAUACCCUCCCCCUGGGGAGACCACGCCCAUGAUCGGCGCCCAACCUCCGGCCGUGGCUGUCAACUACGUCCAGCCUGCACCAGCAACGACCAUCAUCUCGUCACCAUGUGGAAUGACCGAGUGUCCCACUCAGGUUACCUGCCCAGCUUGUCAUCACAUCAUCGUGACCAGGACGACCUACACACCCGGCGCCCUCACCUGGGUUCUCUGCCUUGUCAUCUGCCUCUUCGGUGGAUUCCUCGGCUGUUGUCUGAUCCCAUUCUGCCUGGAUUUCUGCCAGGAUGUCGUCCAUUCCUGCCCGACCUGCAACUCUGUCGUUGGGAAAUACAAGCGGUUGUAAUCACGUACCAGUCGAUCCCACCGCUGACACCAAAAUUGUUUAAGGGGACUAGACACGACCUGCUUCCCUCUAUAAAAACAUUGCCAUCAUAAUUGAAUGUAUGGGGUAGCAUGCUCAACAAGGGCGCUUUAAAUACUACAACGGGGCUCAAAUAAAAAUACUUCGGCAAGGAUAACAAUUAGUUAGCUAAAUUGAAAU
Molecule: messenger RNA, 606 nt
Organism: Patiria miniata (bat star)
Lineage: Eukaryota; Metazoa; Echinodermata; Asteroidea; Valvatida; Asterinidae
Product: LITAF domain-containing protein-like
Exons: 3
Coding region: 49-408 (119 amino acids)
Molecular function (GO): zinc ion binding
Source: RefSeq, a predicted model, not a curated record